Cuscuta campestris is the source of this 2275-nucleotide messenger RNA. The record is from the annotation of a GenBank genome assembly. NCBI's taxonomy places the organism in Eukaryota, Viridiplantae, Streptophyta, Magnoliopsida, Solanales, Convolvulaceae.
CAUUAGAUGGAAUAGUACAUACAAAUUGAUUCAUCAGAUUCUAAAAUAUAAAGAGGAACUUGCUGAAUUUUUUAGUGAUGAACUUCGUAUAAUCAUUGAUCCUUUUGAAUUUGUACUUGUUGAAAAAUUGAAUGCUGUAUUAGAAGUUUUUAAUAACGCAACUCUUACUUUUUCUCAUGUUUACCAACCAACUACAAAUACAUUUUUAAAAGAAUGCGUUACAAUCGCAACAUGUUUUCGUGAAAGUGUUCCACCUAAAGUCCUACCGGUCAAUCUGCGUGUUUUUACCUUUCUUACUUUGCCAAAUCAAGCAAACUAUUCUAGACCCGGUCUAGUAUAGUUUGACCGGUCCAGUAAUUUACACCAUCAUUUUUGGCGCCACCCGUGGGACCGUUAAGGUUUCUUCUCCUAAACACAAACCUACCCACCAAAACACCACUCGAAAUGUCUUCCAGCCAACAAAUCAAUGCUACUUCCGCUCAGGUGCAGGCCACCAACGAGGGAGCCAGCAUCCCUGUGGCUGCUACCAUACCGGUCAUUCCAGCUCCGGUGUUGCCUCUGGGUCUGAGCUCUGUCCCGACGGCCAGCGUGAUCAGUCCCUUCGCGACCCCCGUCCCUUCCGCUAGACCGAGGGUUACGUUCCCACCAAGCAUGGCUCAAUUCAUGAAUGACCCAGCCAACCUACAAGCCAUCCAGGGCUUUGUCCAGGUCAUGGCCAUGUGCCAGCAGAACGGGGGGAUGCCUUUCCUCCCUGGUAUGUUCCCAUUCGCCCUUCCAGGCGCGGGAACCAUGCCCCUACAAGCUCCGAUGGCGGUGACGUCGUUCCAGACGCCGAUGCCGCAGCCAUCACCUUUCCAGCCCCAGCUGGUCAGCACCAUGGCCCCUGUCAACUUGGCCGGUGCACUUAACGCUGCAGGGCCAUCGUGUCCCCCGCAAGCUACGAAUCCGCAGAUCACUCCUGACGGUCAUUGCGUCUCGAUUGAGAGCGAUGUCGGCGAGUGGGACAUCCCGAGGGCCCACAAGAAGAAGAAAGGAAAAAACAUCCGGCCAGCGACCUCCCGAAACUCCGCCUUCGAAAGGCUGGGGGAUAGGGAGGAAGGCCAGAUGAAGUCAACCAAGCAAAGGCUGGGGCAGAGCGUUGCCCAUGUCAGCGCAUUCGCCCGGCUAGGAGAGGUGCGGGAGGCCGAGCCUGCCCGCACCCGACGCUCCCGGUCUAACCGGCAGGAGCCAGCGAGGACGAGGGCCUCCCACCAGGAAGAGGAGGCAGAAAGCCAGCCCAGGUUACCGGUGGCGAACCGGUUAACCAUCCCAAACGACCGCGUCCAGCAGAUGGAGGCAAAGCUGGAAAGGCUGGAAAAGAAGGUCGGAGAGAAGAAUGACCGGGACAAACCCCUGGCAGGGUCCCCGUUCACCACAAGGGUCCAUCUGACACCUUUCCCGCGAAAGAAACGGCUGGGAGAGGCAGGAAACAAGUGGCUGGAAGAGCUCCCACACAUCGUAUGGGCAUUCCGAGUAACACCCAGGAGGGCUCAUGGGGAAACUCCAUUCUCCCUAACCUAUGGGUGUGAAGCAAGGCUGUCCAUCGAAGCUGAAUUCCCCACGUUUCGGGAGUCAAAUUAUCAACCCCAGCAGAAUGAGGAAGAUCACUUGGCCGAACUCAGCUUGGUCGAAGAACGGAGAAUGACCGUGGAAGUUAAAAUGAGCACAUAUCAACAAGUCGUGAAGAAGUACCACGACAACAAGGUUGGACCGCAAUACUUUCAAGUCGGCGAUGAAGUCCUGCGAAGAAGGGAGGUUAGUAGACCGGGAGACGGAGGAAAGCUGGCCAAAAACUGGGAAGGGCCUUACCGGGUGAGAGCUAUCAUUCGCCCGGGGACCUACCGGUUAGAAACUCUUGAAGGUGUACCGGUAGAAAGAACCUGGAAUUCCCAUCAUCUUCGCAAGUUCUACAAAUGAUUGUAAUACUAGGCAAGGCCUACUUUAUUAUCAAUCAAACCGAUGAUGUUCAAUACUCUACUUGGUAGCGGCAGAAUUGAUAAGUCGAACCUAUCCUAGGAGGGCUUCCUGGGUGGAUCGAAUCCUCUUGGAUAAGCCAACUGAGACACAGGCCCGGACCUGGCACGCUGGUUACUACACCGGUCUUGCUCAGUAUAAUAAAAAAAAUAUUAAAACCCGGAAGAGGGGCCCGGAAAAGGGUAUGCCUGCAAGAGGGCUGGACCUGGAAGAGGGUUCGAACCGUACUUACACGGGCCCAUGAGGUUUGACUGGUGUCGGG